AUGAGAAGUUUCAUGGGAUGGAUGUUAUUAAGUAUUGGAAGGAAAAUGAAAGGAAAUAUCCCGACCUUUCAGUGAUGGCACGUGAUGUACUCGGUGUUCCAAUUACUACCGUAGCAUCAGAAUCAGCGUUUAGUAUUGGUGGUCGUGUUGUUACCAAGUACGAAGUUGUAUCCAUCAUGAGAAUGUCCAAACUCUUGUUACUACAAGAAAUUGGUUGCAUGGAUUUACUUGGCCUAAUGCUGAUGAAGAUGAAGCUGUUAAGGAAUCGAUACCUCAUGUUGAUUCAAAUGUGCUCGAUGGUUCUCGUCUUAAACGGAUAUGUUAUAGCUUUGCAAGUUGAAAUGAAGUUGUUAAGCUUUAAUUGACUAGUUUUUUUAAUUUUAACUCGUUAGGAUUUUAUUUUUGUAUUUGGAUGCGGCGAAUUCUAGUGCAAGAUUUGUAUAUUUUUUGGAUUAUCAAACUGUAGAAGUUUGCUUGCUAAA
Molecule: messenger RNA, 482 nt
Organism: Lycium ferocissimum
Lineage: Eukaryota; Viridiplantae; Streptophyta; Magnoliopsida; Solanales; Solanaceae
Exons: 2
Coding region: 18-365 (115 amino acids)
Molecular function (GO): protein dimerization activity
Source: RefSeq, a predicted model, not a curated record